AUGUAAAAUUCAUAGAUGUUCCAAAACGUUGAUCUCUCCAUCGUCAUCCACCUACUGAGAGUAACAUCGUCCUUCAUCAGCCAUGACUGCCCAGGGCAGGGCAUACACAUCUACACCCACUGACGCAUCCCGAACAAUUACGCUGCAUGAUUCGCAGCCACGACCAGAAGAUGAUGCAGGUCAGGCUGGUGACUCAACGGUUGUGGGAGCUCUUAGAUUACGGGGGGAACCACGCAGGACUCGUCAGCGAGUCGCAUGGGACGAAGACGUGAUUGACAAUGAGGGAUGCGGAAAGAAGAAGUCAAAGAUCUGCUGUAUAUACCACAAGCCUCGGCGCUUUGAUGAAUCAUCUGAGGAAGAAUCAUCCGAGUCAGACUCUGAUUCAGACUGUCAGCACAGUGACUGUUCGCGUCAGAGACGGAAGCAUCAUCGCGAAGGAGACGGGCAGAACAAUGAACGGAGAGUGAUUCAUGAACUGGAAGAUGCGGGGUCGAGUAGUAAUGCGUAUGAGCGGAAUCCCAAGGCCAGAAAGAAUUAGUUGCCCACCGCUUUAUAUCCUUGGUACUCUAUAGAUAUAAUAUGAUAUCUUAUGUUCAGGAGUCGAUUCAAAACCUUGAGUCUAUCCACCAUGUUAGAUUGUUGAUUAUUAUACCGGACAUAUUUUGAACCUGUUUUGCUCGCAAAUCAUACGUACACAACUUUGACUUGUACUUAAUCAUAAUCACUUGCUUCAACCAUGCAUCAGCCUCUCAAAAGAUCAAAACGCUCGCGAGAAGAUACAGAUCACUUGUUUCAUCGAGCGCGUUCACCUUCUCCAA
Suillus paluster is the source of this 818-nucleotide messenger RNA. RefSeq names its product phosphatase inhibitor-domain-containing protein. Lineage: Eukaryota; Fungi; Basidiomycota; Agaricomycetes; Boletales; Suillaceae. The record is from RefSeq and is a predicted model, not a curated record. The transcript is spliced from 4 exons. Gene Ontology annotation, cellular component: nucleus. The coding region runs from base 83 to 538 and encodes 151 amino acids. Gene Ontology annotation, molecular function: protein phosphatase 1 binding; protein serine/threonine phosphatase inhibitor activity.